AUGCCUCCACGUAACAAAGGUCCUACCCCACAUCAAAUAUCGUCUCGAUUACAAUACUCUCAAGGCGUUCCUUCCUUCCUGAGACAACUUCAAUCCCAAGUUGGCGGACAACUAUCGUCUCAACGAUAUGGUAGAGGCGAUAAUGAUGACGAACCCGAAAUAGCAAACAUGCCUCCCGACGAGGAAGACGGGAACGUCUAUAAUCCAGAUUGGGACAGGGACGUCUCGUCCAGCGGUCGACCGCCAAUACCGUCUCGGCCUCCCAUCCCCACGCGUCCCGGGGAAUCAAGCAAACCUAAUGGAGGAAGGAACGGGACUCCUAGCGAGGAUGAAGAAGAUAGUGGGGAUGAGAAACCACAGAUUGUUGUUUUGAAAGAGGGAAAACAUCUUAGUGCCAAGGAGGUUGAACGCGAAAAACGACGAGCGCAAGGCCUGCCCGAUGACGAGUCAGAGCCCGACGAGAAAUCCACAGAAGCACCUGAAGCCAAAGCGAAGCCCUCUAAAGCAAAGUCGAGUACCUUUUCUGACCCUCACGUGUCUACUGGAGCCAAACCAAAAGCCAAGAGAAAGAUCAUUGGCGAUGGUGCAGGUAGUCAGGGAGAUAAAGACAAAAUUUCCGAAAAACCGAAAAAGAAAAAGGCGAAGAAAGAAACCAAACUCUUAAGUUUUGGUGAUGGGGAAGAUUGA
This is a messenger RNA of Rhizoctonia solani, 687 nucleotides long. RefSeq lists its product as uncharacterized. The transcript has 2 exons. The record is from RefSeq and is a predicted model, not a curated record. NCBI's taxonomy places the organism in Eukaryota, Fungi, Basidiomycota, Agaricomycetes, Cantharellales, Ceratobasidiaceae. Bases 1 to 687 code for a protein of 228 amino acids.